AGUCGUGAAGAAUCAUUGUCUCACAUGGCCAGUACGGCACAGAUUGAAACUGGUCGUGAAACGCUUAUUGAAAUCGAUAAAGAAGGAAAGGGUCUCGGCUUGAGCAUUGUUGGAGGUUCUGAUACAGUUCUUGGAACAGUGGUUAUCCAUGAGGUAUAUCCAGACGGAGCUGCAGCUACUGAUGGACGCCUAAAACCUGGUGAUCAAGUUCUAGAGGUUAAUGGCAUUUCGCUCAGGGGUGUUGAACAUGAACAAGCAAUAUCAAUUUUGAGGAGGACGCCUUCUAAGGUACAAAUGAAAGUCUUUCGUGACCUUAACAUACAGCUAUCGGUACUAGACCCCACUCAAAUAUAUAAUAUUAUGGAAGUAGAGUUGGUAAAAAAAGCUGGUCGAGGUUUUGGUUUGAGCAUUGUUGGUCGCAAAGAUGAACCUGGAGUUUACAUAUCAGAAAUUGUUAAAGGUGGUGUCGCUGAAAUGGACGGCCGACUUCUGCAAGGAGAUCAGAUUUUGGCAGUAAAUGGAGCUGACGUAACAACAUCCAUGCAGGAAGAUGUCGCAGCAAUGUUGAAAGCUUGUGUUGGCUUAGUUUCACUAAAAGUCGGUAGAUGGAAGUUGUCGGAGACAACGAGUCAAAAACAAAAAGUUCUUAAGAAAGUGACAAUUCCGGUUCAAGACAGCAAGAAGACAGACGAUAAGAAGAAAGUUCCUGUUUCUCCUGACGGCAUAUUACCGCCACCGGAAAUACGGUUGUAUUCGCCAGCAACAGAAAAUAAAGAGACAAAACAUGCCGCAGAAGAAACUGCAGUACAACUCCCUCCUCCUCAACCACCUUCAUCCCGGCCAUCAGCUAUUCCAACUUUACUUAUCGAGGAAGACCGAAAUGGAAUUAUGCAUUCUGAUUUGUCUCCAGUUACCGAGGAGCCAAGCAGCAGCAUUGAUCAGCGAUCAGUGAGUCCUGAAGAAGAAGAAACGGAUGAAAAACAACCAAAAAAAGGUGAGAGUAAAGCCGAAAGCUCGACAGAAGUUGUUUCUAAAAAAGAAACUGUAACCCAGACGGAAUCACAUAUAGAAGUGUUACCGGAAUUGUAUGAAGAAUGCAGCGAAACACUGAUGAUACAGUUGAAGAAACAACCUGAUCAGCAGCUUGGCAUGGGAAUAGGAAAAAGAAAUAGAGGAAUUUUAGUAACAUCAUUACAGCCGGGAAGUGUUGCUGCUGAAAAAUUAAGAAUAGGUGAUAGAAUUAUGGCAGUCAAUGGUUUACCAGUAACCGAUCAGACUUCUGCAGUGACGUUGAUCAAAGCAAGUGGAAUAGAACUUUGGCUUCAGAUAGCUCGUCCGCAUUAUUUUACCUACAAGCAACAACCGUCUUGA
This is a messenger RNA of Enterobius vermicularis (human pinworm), 1371 nucleotides long. NCBI's taxonomy places the organism in Eukaryota, Metazoa, Nematoda, Chromadorea, Rhabditida, Oxyuridae. The record is from the annotation of a GenBank genome assembly.